This is a messenger RNA of Scylla paramamosain (green mud crab), 2014 nucleotides long. RefSeq lists its product as uncharacterized. The coding region runs from base 1 to 1101 and encodes 366 amino acids. The record is from RefSeq and is a predicted model, not a curated record. Lineage: Eukaryota; Metazoa; Arthropoda; Malacostraca; Decapoda; Portunidae. The transcript has 5 exons.
AUGGGAGGGCAAGGAUGGGGGACGCUGCUGGGGGAGGAAAAGAAACAGCAGUCCUAUUCUGAGACGCCGGGUGGAUCAGACGCUGCUCUUGUGAGGGACCCCAAGAUCUUUGCAGUACGUAUCUCCACCUCUGUCACUGUCCUUGCCACGACCACCAUUAGCGCCCUCUCCACGUGCCUGUCUCUGAAUAACGGAGCUGGUGCGUGUACUGGCAGGAAGAGGAGGAACAUAAACAAUCCUAUCGAAGACAUGGACGAACUGUUCUCCAGCCAAGACAUGACCCUGUCUGGAAGUCUAAACAGUGAUUACGAGGAGGAGGAGGAAGCGGAAGAGGAAGAGGAGGAGGACGAGGGAGUUAUCAAGAGCAAAGUGAAAGAAGACAGGAAUGGAAGGAAGUUUACCAUCUGGAACAGCAGCCUAACGACCAUUACUGUCACCUCAACCUCCUUCUUUGCUGGUACCACUGUCACAGCCACCGCCUUCUGCAGCGCCCCAGGUCUUACCAUUGGGUGCUUCGGUAUGAAGAUCGCGGUGGUGGCGUGUCUGCUGGCGGCGGGCGUGAUAGCAGCUAGCGAAGGAGGCGGCGAAGUGGUGAACAGGGAGGAGAGGGCUUCAGAGGACAGGCUGGAGCAGGACCGGCGGGGAGUGAGGCUGUUCGCUCUCUCCACCACCACUUCCAUCAAGAGGCUGGCCACCACCACCAUCACCGCCAUCAACACCUGCCUGUCGGUGAUUGCUGGUACCACGUGCACAGGCAGGAGAAAGCGAGCCCUCUUCUCUGACCUCAAGGCCCUGGAAGCUGUUGAGGACCACGGUCAGGCUCUGCACGGAACACAGCUGGAAGAACAAGAAGUGGAGACACAGACUGACGAGGAAGAGGCGGCGGGAGGAGCGAAGAGCGGGAAGGUGGAGGAUCUGGUGGAAGAAGGAAGGCUGCAGAAGAGAGAGGUGGAUGCCAGGACAGGAAGGAAAAUAACUAUCUACAAUUCGUUCAUCUCUACACUGACUCUGACCUCCACGUCGUACUUAGCUGGAACCACUGUCACAGCCACGGCUCUCUGUGUGGCGCCUGGAGUUACCGCCGGCUGCUUUGGCAAAUAGGAAAUGUAUCUGCUUGUUGCUCGUUCCUGUCUCUGGCUUGCUUUCCCUCCCCCUUCUCCGCCCCCUCGUUUUCUUUCUCCUCAGCAUCCUUAUUCUCGUUUUCUCCGCCUUCUCGUUUUCUUUCUCCUCAGCAUCCUUAUUCUCGUUUUCUCCGCCCCCUCGUUUUCUUUCUCCUCAGCAUCAUUAUCCCCGUUUUCUCCGCCCCCCUCGUUUUCUUUCUCUUCAGCAUCCUUAUUCUCGUUUUCUCCGCCCUCUCGUUUUCUUUCUCCUCAGCAUCCUUAUUCUCGUUUUCUCCGCCCUCUCGUUUUCUUUCUCCUCAGCAUCCUUAUCCCCGUUUUCUAUGUUGUUUCAGCCCUCCACGUGUUUUUUUUCUUUGUUUUUUUCUUGUUUUUCGUAUAUUUUCUUCUUUUCUCGAUCUUUCUCCAUGGUUUUGUUGAAAUAUAUUUUUUUUCUUCAUUUCCUCCUUUUUUUUAUAUUUCCUUCGUUUUUUUUUUAUUGCCAUUUUCUUUAUUCAAUUUCUGCUUCCUCAAAAAUUUACAAGCCUUUCUCUUCCUUCCUUCCUUCCUUCCUUCCUUCCUUCCUUCCUUCCUUCCCCUUCCCUUCCCUUCCAAUCCAUCCAAAUUCAUUCUCUCUUUCCCUCCUGCCCUAUCUCUCCCCCCUAUGACUCCCCUCUUCCUUCCCCCUCCCAUCCCUUCCCUAUGUGAACGUAAACAAGAACAUGACCUGACGACCUGACCUAAUCCAUCUGCACCUGGACACGUUUGGAACACGUUAAGGACACGUUAAGACACGGUUGCUGUGUGUGCGUGCGUGUGUACAUGUGUAUUUGUAUAGUUGGACUCUCUUCCCUUGUACCAUAAAGUGUUAAGUUAUGUAAUUAAGAUAAGUGGACCAUAUAAAGUGAAUAUUUAUC